AAGCCGACGAUGGAAUUAACAACUUCUUCGACAACAAACUCUGAUACAAAUACCAGAUUUUCUUUUCUUGCCUCAUACGAUAAACGCUGACACCAACCCUUUAAAAGAAAAACACAUACACGCACAGACAGAGAAAGAGAGAGAGAGAGAGAGAGAGAGAGAGAAGGGUGAGGGAGAUGGAUUUUGAGCUGAGGAGAGCGAGAGAGAAGUUGGAGAAGGAGCAGAAAGAGAGGAAGGAAAGAGCCAGGUUGAAAUUGCUCAGGGAGAGGAAGGCUAAAGAAGAAGCUCAGAAGCAAAGGGAAGCCAUUGAAGCUGUUCAAAGAUCCAGACGCCUUGAUGCAGCUGAUGCCCAACUUAAGGCUGAUCAACACAGGGAAGAAAGUUUACUUGCUGGUAGAGGGAUUGUUUUUUAUAGGGUAUUAGAAGCAGUUCCUUAUCAGGGUAAUGGAGAUAAGAUCAAACUACCGCCUUCUUGCUUCACAGAAGUGUCUGAUCAAGGGGCUUUUGAUAAGGGACCCCUGUACUUUCAACUGUCUCAAGUUCCUGAAGAGGGUUCUUCAAACAUCAAUGCUGCUGAUAGAGAAAAUCGCAGGACUACUCAUUCAGGUGUUUUAGAGUUCACUGCAGAUGAAGGUACUGUCGGGCUUCCUCCUCAUGUUUGGCAGAAUUUGUUCCCAACAGACACGCCAAAGAUUCGAUUGGUUGAAGUUCGUUAUGUCUGGCUGCCAAAGGGAAGUUAUGCAAAACUUCAACCUGAUCAGAUUGGCUUUUCUGACUUGCCCAACCACAAAGCUAUCCUUGAGACAAGCCUACGUCAACAUGCUACCCUUUCUGAAAAUGACAUAUUCACAGUCAAUUAUGGGGAGCUUAUAUACAAGUUACGGGUCCUUGAACUAAAACCCUCUUCAAGUGUAUCAGUUCUAGAAACAGAUAUUGAGGUUGACAUAGUUGGUCCUGACUCAUCUGUGCAGAGAACUGAGCAGAAUAUCCUACAUCCUCUCACUUUUGGGAAACCAGAAGCUGGAAUUGUUGAUGAAGGAAACUACAUGUAUCACAAGUUCUCCAUAGAUAAUGACACUUGGGAAAAGGUUGUUUCUGAGGAUGCUCACGUUGAGAUAAGGAUAGACGCAGAGUCAGGUGGUGGAGAUACUGAUCUUUAUAUUUCCAAGCAUCCUCUCAUAUUCCCAACGCGACACCAGCAUGAAUGGUCUUCCCAUGACAUUGGUUCAAAGGCCUUGAUCCUUAGCUCUAAAGAUAAGAGCUUUGGAAUAGGUAAUUAUAGUGUUGGUAUUUAUGGCUUUAAGGGAAGAAUAAAGUAUCAUGUAUCAGUAAGUGUUCAGAAUAACCGUAACAGUAAAGUAGGUCAACAGGCUGCAUCUGCCUUGUCAUCGAUGGAUAUGGAUACUGUAGAAUGUAAGAACUGCAAGCAUCAUAUACCCAGUCGGACUAUAGCACUGCAUGAAGCCUAUUGCAGCAGACAUAAUGUUGUUUGUCGGCAUGCUGGCUGUGGAGUUGUACUUAGGGUUGAAGAGGCCAACAACCAUAUUCACUGUGACAGAUGUGGACAAGCUUUUCACCAAGGAGAAAUGGAAAAGCACAUGAAGGUGUUCCAUGAGCCACUUCACUGCCCCUGUGGUAUUGUCCUUGAGAAGGAAGAGAUGGUGCAACACCAAACUUCACUUUGUCCCUUGCGUUUAAUCGUAUGCCGAUUUUGUGGUGACAUGGUUCAAGCUGGAAAUUCUGCUAUGGAUGUUCGGGAUAGACUAAGAGGAUUAUCCGAGCAUGAAAGUGUCUGUGGGUCUAGGACUGCUCCGUGUGAUUCGUGUGGGCGUUCUGUCAUGUUGAAGGAGAUGGACAUCCAUCAAGUUGCUGUUCAUCAAAAGAACUAGUGUGCAGAUUCAACUUUCCUUACACAUAAGUGGGCUGCUCGUAAAACAUCAGAUUUUGCAGUGCGGCCAUGGACAUCCCUGUAAGGAAUAUGGGAACUUCAGCAGGAAGAAAAAUGGCAGGGCGGUCCUAUAAACCAUAUUAAUUACCAUUGUAUGUGCACGUGAAAAAGAUGAUCACAGAGGAUAAUUGUUUGGUCAUGCGUUUGAAAAAGGGAGUCAUGUAAUAUGCAAUAUUUGUAUUUGGCUUUCCUGAUGAUAUAAUAUUUGCCAAGUUGGAUCCAGAGUCAUUGUUUGACAUUAUUUUUCUCUCUCUUGAAAUAAAUUUACAUUGUUUUUAUUA
Molecule: messenger RNA, 2229 nt
Organism: Ziziphus jujuba (common jujube)
Lineage: Eukaryota; Viridiplantae; Streptophyta; Magnoliopsida; Rosales; Rhamnaceae
Exons: 3
Coding region: 177-1889 (570 amino acids)
Cellular component (GO): VCP-NPL4-UFD1 AAA ATPase complex
Molecular function (GO): polyubiquitin modification-dependent protein binding
Source: RefSeq, a predicted model, not a curated record